Salvia hispanica is the source of this 1392-nucleotide messenger RNA. RefSeq lists its product as uncharacterized. Lineage: Eukaryota; Viridiplantae; Streptophyta; Magnoliopsida; Lamiales; Lamiaceae. The record is from RefSeq and is a predicted model, not a curated record.
CUGGCUCACAUAGUUAUGUCUCAAAUGGUGUAAGAUUAAUGCUUGAGGUAAGUCAUUUUUCUCCUUACUGAUCAUAAAUCUAGGACUAAGGCAAUAUGAAGAAUUCUAUUUCUAACAAAAAAGUCCCGGAAAAUUUCGAAAAAUGUCUUAAAGAUUGGAAACUUCCUCCUUCUUCAGCCUCAGAUAUUUUUUGGACAACAAGGGGUUCUAGUUGGUCUCCUUUUAGUAGAGUUAACACUGUGGAGAAAGAAAUUCCUUUAAAUAGAGGAUCCACAACGUUUCCUCUCUACUUGUCUAAACUUCGUAAAAUUGCACAUAAAUUCGGUUACAGCUUCACUCGCUUUGGAAUGAUUCAGGUGGGUUUGAAACCUAUAAAACUAGGCUCAAACACCUCUGCAAUAAUAGUUCUCCGCGAUAAAGGAAUGACGAAAUAUGAAGAUUCUGUACUGAGCAAGGCUGAGUCAAGUUUAUGUGAUGGCCCUAUAUACUUCACCUACUUCCCUACCUAUUGUGUUCCUUUAAAUGUCUCGUGUGAUACUUUCGUUAUUGACGUUAAAAUCAAUGGAUCUGGUGGGAGUGAGAACGUAGUUCUUAUGUAUAAGUUCCACUAUGAAGUGGUGAAUAUGCCAUUUCUACGGAAAUAUUCAGGUGAUUUUCCGGUUGAUAAGGAAGGGGAGACUACUAUAUACCUUGCUAAGAUUGCUGAGGGCAAUCUUGUGGUGUCGAAAACGAUCUCUUGGUUUAAGGCUGGAACAGGCCAAGGAUCGGUGGUUGGAAACGAGCUCUCCUCCUCCAGUGGUAGCGCCAGUGUUGACUGGAGAGAGACGGUGAAGGCACAUGUGUUGAAGGUGGAUGUCCCCGGUUUCAAGAAAGAGGAAGUUAAGGUUGUGGUUAAGGGUGGUAGGGUUUUACAGAUCAGUGGAGAGAGGAGCAACGAGGAGGAGGAAGGAGAAGAAACUGACAAGUGGCACUGCGAGGAAAGGAGCAAUUUCGACAAGUUUUUGCGGCGCUUGAAGCUGCCGAAGGAUGCCAAUGUGGAUGUGGUGAAGGCGGAGGUGGAGAAUGGAGUGCUGACGGUGACGGUGCCCAAGAAGGAAGUUGGCAAGGAGGAAGUCAAGGUCAUUGAUAUCUCUGGUUAAGCAAGAUCAUGUUGGAAAAUUGAGUGUUCCAAGUGUCAUGUUUUGUAAAAAUAGAGUUGUUAUGGAGUAUUUGAUUUGAAGUAGCUGUAAUUGUACAUGUGUUGAACUAGUGUGUAGUUUUAUGUUUUUCUAGGAAGUAUUGCCUUUAAUAUUGUGUUUGAAUUAGUGCUAUGGGUUAAUAGGAUGCUGCUCCAUUAUGUUAAAUCUAAUUGAAUCAUCAGUUUGAUUCUUGAAUUAUUAUGGUUUGUGUGCA